CCCAAACCAAUGUCCAUUUUAAAAGGUGAGACCUUUGGUUCCUCAAAAGAGCUUUAGGGAUAUCCAAGAGAUCAAAGGCCAGACGUCUCUUUCUGUGUGUUUGAGAGAGAGAGAGAGAGAGAGAGAGAGAGAGAGAGAUGGGUAGGGCUCCUUGUUGUGACAAGGCAAAUGUGAAGAAGGGGCCAUGGUCACCAGAAGAAGACUCAAAGCUGAAGGAGUACAUAGAGAAGCAAGGGACUGGUGGGAAUUGGAUUGCUCUUCCACAGAAAGCUGGUCUGAAGAGAUGUGGGAAAAGCUGCAGAUUGAGGUGGCUUAACUACCUGAGGCCAAACAUCAAACAUGGAGAAUUCUCUGAUGAGGAAGACAGAAUAAUAUGCAGCCUCUUUGCUAGCAUUGGAAGCAGGUGGUCAAUUAUAGCUGCUCAGCUGCCAGGCAGGACUGACAAUGAUAUCAAGAACUAUUGGAACACCAAGCUCAAGAAGAAGCUCAUGGGGAUGCACAUGGCUCCUCCAUCUCAUCAUCAUCACCAUCAUCAGAGAAAUUCAUUAAAACCUCCCCCAUUUCCUUCUUCCUCUCAUCACAAUUACCAAAACCAACCACUAAUCCCAUCUCAACCUCUCUCAUCACUGUUCAAAGACCUUAGCAGUACUUAUAAUAGAUCUUUCUCAUCAGGCUUUGAAAUUCCACAUCUUUCCAUGACAUCCAAUAAUUUUUCAAACACUACCACCAACUCCUCUCUUUUCCCAACCCAAGAGUGCCUGGUGGGUUCCAUGCAGUAUAAUAAUUACCCUGUGAAGAAAAAUAGUAAUCAAAAUAACCUCCUCAUGUUUGGAAGUGAAGGAAGUUGCAGCACUUCAUCUGAUGGGAGCUGUAAUCAGAUCAGCUAUGACAGAGAGAGCAACAUCAAACAAGAAGAAAUGGUUUUCCAGAGUUUUGAUCAAGAUCAGAAUAAUCAGCGGUUCAUGAUGCUCAACUAUGGUAACAACAACAGUGGUUGUAGUACUGGAUCAGCAGGUCAUGAUCAUCACCAUGUGAUCAACCAAUGGUGUGAGAGGCCAGAUGGGUUUGAUCAUCUUGGAGCAGAAAACACAUUAGGGUACUGUGAUCUAGAAGAUGUUAAACAGUUGAUAAGUGGUGGGAAUAAUCUUAAUAUUAGUGUUAAUGGGUCUAAGUCUAACAGCCUCUUUUCCAAUGUCGAUGAAAACAAGACAGAAGAGAAGGUCAUGUAUUUCUACUGAGAACUGAAAUGCUAGUAAUUGAGUACUGACUGACUGCUGUUAAGUAAAAUGAUCAGAAAGAUUUGAUGGGGUAUGGGGUGGUGGGGGAGAUUUCAGGAAAGAAAAAAAAGAAAAAAAGAAAGAAAGAAAGAUUGACUCAGUUUCUUCCCUAGGGGUCUAUAUGUGUUCUGAACUUUGAAAAAGUACCACUUCUGAUGAUAUCUGAAAUGAAACAUUUCUUUUUUUGACAGUA
Messenger RNA from Prunus avium (sweet cherry), 1470 nucleotides. RefSeq lists its product as uncharacterized. Lineage: Eukaryota; Viridiplantae; Streptophyta; Magnoliopsida; Rosales; Rosaceae. The record is from RefSeq and is a predicted model, not a curated record.